Messenger RNA from Rubroshorea leprosula, 1606 nucleotides. NCBI's taxonomy places the organism in Eukaryota, Viridiplantae, Streptophyta, Magnoliopsida, Malvales, Dipterocarpaceae. The record is from the annotation of a GenBank genome assembly.
AUCACAAGGGAACAAUGUCAACAUAAAUUAACUCCCAAAAUUUGAAAAAAUCUAUUAAGAACUGAGAAUGGAAAACGAAAAAAAAAAAAGAAGAAAAACCUGGUGAACUUAACAAACAAAGGAAGGCUUCAAUGGAACCAAGCCUGUGUUCAAUGGAACCCAAAAUAGUUGGGUCCAUCGAACCUAGAUGAAAAACUUGUUGAAUGUAGAUAAGGCUCCACUAAAAUUCUUCACUCGUUCUUUGUCAUCUAAUUAAAUUUAAUAAACAAACACAAAUGAAUCCAAAUUGCAAAAUUUCACAAGAACUAUCUGGCAUUAAUGGUUGCCCCUUGGUGAACCAAUAAGAGGUUCAUUAGUUGAAAUACUGAGUGCAAUAUUCAAGAGCUUUUUGAAGUCUCCUUAACAAUUAGACAUAUGAUUAGUAGCAACUAUGUUUGUAUCAAACCGUAUCAAAUAGUAGGCACUGUAGGAAACUGGACACAUCUCUUUAAGUUACUGUAGAACUGUUUCUCGAAGGAAGAGAAGCCAAGAUUGAUCUGGGUAUGGAACCCAGUAGAUCUAGGGUUCCAUUAAAUCGAGCGGUUGGGUUCGAUGGAACCCACAUCAGCUAGGUCUAUCAAACCCAAAAGUUAGGUUCGAGGAAACCCAGUAGAUCUGGGUUCCAUCAAACCUAGAUUAGCUGGGUUCACCAAACCCAGUUGCUGGGUUUCAUUGAACCCAGCUUUUGGGUUCGAUGGGUUCCAUGGACCUAGUUAAUUUAGGUUCGAUGGUUCCACCGAACCCUAGUUGUUGGGUUCCAUUCCACCAAACCCAGCAACAGGAAAGAAGAAGAAAGAGAAAGAAAGAAGAAGAAAGAUGGGGAAGAAGAUGGAUCGGGAAAGAGAGGGUAAUAUUGUAAUUUUAUUGUUUUUUAUUUAUUUUUAUUAAAAAUAUAAAUAUUAAUAUGAUGUGGCAUUUUUAUUUGUCCCCAUAACUUAAUUAUAAGACAUAUCAUUGCCACAUCAUCAAAAGAACUAAAAGAAAAUGCCUUUUGAAAUUAGUUAACUACCACGUCACAGCUAACUGAUAGAAGGACCAAAAUUGUGCACUUCUUAGAGUUAAAAAAUCAAAAAAGUGCAAAAAUUUAAGGGAUCAAAAAAGUGCAACUCCAUAAAGUUGAGGGACCAAAAUUAGUAUUUAACCUUUCUGGAAUGCUCUUUUUAGGGUUUUUGUGUUUGGGUAUAAAUAGAGGGCUUUAGGUUAGAAAUGGAGGAAGGGGGUUCUUUUGGUUGAGUUUGGUGUUGAUGGUGGAGAAAAGGAGGGAUUUUUCUAGAAGGAGUAUAUUUUUUUGUAAGGAGAUUGUCAAGGUUGCGCAAGGGAUUUCAUUUCUGGAGUGGUUAUCGUUAGGUAUACCUUUUGAUAGAGAAUUUUUGUUAGGAAAAUGGUGAAGGAGAUGGUGGAAGCUUGAUCUUGUGGCUGGGAUUCCUUCCAUCAGAUCCAGAUCUAUUUUUCUUUCAAAAAUUCAUCGUGUUUGUUUUUAUUUUCUUGUGGGUGUUUGUUCUUUUUAGAUCUGAUAUUAAGAUUGUAUGUGUUUCAUUGGAAAAAUGAAUGAAAAAAAAAAUUGUUC